AUGGUGGCUCAGAUCUUUGCUGGCGCGCUCGGAGGAGCAGUUGAAGUUACGGAGUUCGGGUCACGUGACCUCGACUACUACGAUUGGACGUUCGGGCAGGUCAUUGCGAUGCUAUUACUCGCUGGGCCCCUGGUAACGAUAGUGGAAUCAUUCUGCUCGGAUGCGGGGCGAGGAAAGUACUAUUCUGCGGGAGAUGAAACACAUGGGCUCUCUGCUCCAGAAGUAACCACGGCCCAGACAAUGCUCCCUGCUUCUGGUAGAUCCAGUCCUAUUCUUGCACCGUCCAGAAACAGUCACCAUCUUGGCCAUGCCACCUGGCGCUCAUACUGCAGCAUUCUACGUAUGUCCUUGGUGUAUUGCAUGCUGAUGUCAUUGCCAAUCCUGGGACUCCUACUUCCUUGUGCCAUAGGAGUCCGUUCUUUCACAGGAGCAUUCGUCGUGUUGGGCGCGGGUCGUUCAUGUUAUUUCUUUCUCUUUGCUCCAUUGAUCGGCCUUUGGGAGCUGAUUCUCUUCUCACUUGCAUUUGAUGAUUUAUUGAAAGGGCAGAAGCGAUGGAUAAGAGUUACCCUGUGGCUUCUUAACAUCUUCCUUUGCCCUUCCAUUUGUCUGGUCUGGUUGUUUUAUUUCUAUUUGAUCGGAGCAGAAGACACAAGUCUUGCCUGGCUGGGUGUUCCUCAAGCAGCGCUCUUUGUUGCCUAUGGCCUUGUUAGGAUACCGGGAUCAGUGUUACCAAUCACCAGAGUAUUUGCUUCAACUGUUUAG
Messenger RNA from Aspergillus niger, 762 nucleotides. RefSeq lists its product as hypothetical. The record is from RefSeq and is a predicted model, not a curated record. NCBI's taxonomy places the organism in Eukaryota, Fungi, Ascomycota, Eurotiomycetes, Eurotiales, Aspergillaceae. The transcript has 5 exons. The coding region runs from base 1 to 762 and encodes 253 amino acids.